This is a messenger RNA of Penicillium pulvis, 2001 nucleotides long. RefSeq names its product type-X family DNA polymerase. Bases 1 to 2001 code for a protein of 666 amino acids. The transcript has a single exon. Gene Ontology annotation, biological process: double-strand break repair via nonhomologous end joining. Lineage: Eukaryota; Fungi; Ascomycota; Eurotiomycetes; Eurotiales; Aspergillaceae. Gene Ontology annotation, cellular component: nucleus. Gene Ontology annotation, molecular function: DNA binding; DNA-directed DNA polymerase activity. The record is from RefSeq and is a predicted model, not a curated record.
AUGAGUAUCGAAAGCCCCAUCAAAAAUGCAUCAGACAGCCACAUCGAGGUGGAAAAUGAGAAGCUAUUUACGGGACAGCCCCCGAUAUUCAUUCUGCCCACACAUAUGACACUGGACAAGCUACAUGAGACUGAAGAUCGUCUGCUUGAUCAUGGGGGCAAUCUAACAUAUGAUAUCGCGGAAGCGGGUAUCGUUUUGGGCAAGAUUGGCCACAAGAAACGUGCUGCGCUAGAGCUGCGCUCGCGUGGAAUAUGGACCGAGGAGAUAUCCGCAAUUCCAAAACUGAUGCCGACUUCACCUAAAGUCGACACGGAGCCUCCACUUAAACGACAAAAAACGACAAAAGCCAACUUCUCUGUGGAUGCUGCAAUAGAAAUCGUGGAUCUCAGCACAGAAUCCGAGGAAGAAGGUGAAUCGAGAAGUCGACACGAUCAUUCGCGACAUAUCACAGCCAAAGCCGAGGAUGAUGCACAAAUAGUCGCAGUCGUCCAACUGGACUGGCUAGACCGCUCAAUCAAGAGUGGUGAAUCUCUUUCCUAUGGUCCAUUCCUAGUUUACAAGGGACGGAAAAGCAUUGGCGCCCCGUCAACCACCCCUACAGUGCCACCCACUCUCAUAUCAAGCCAGAUCAUCCAAAGGGCAAGAGAAGAUGCAGCAGGAAAUACCUCGCCAGCGCAGCAACACCAUCAAUUUCAAGCUCGACGCUCCAAAGAGCCCACGGAAAAAACUUCAAGCCAACGAAAUCCACCGAUACUAUAUCGACAAUCCACAUCCGAGCAUGAUGAGACUAUCUCACUCCCGCCUCAACCGGACUGGGUGCGCGACCAAGUAUUAUAUGCCUGCAUGCGCUCGGCACCUCUUCACCCUCCCAACGAAGAUUUCAUCGCUCAGCUCGUGAAAAUUCGUCGAAUCCGAGAGCUGACUCUUGAUGAGAUUGGCGUACGAGCCUACAGCACGUCAAUUGCUGCUAUAGCUGCAUAUCCUUAUGUCAUCAAACGCCCCAGCGAGAUUAUCGCUUUGCCGGGGUGCGAUGUGAAAAUUGCCAAUCUAUUCGCAGAAUACCAGCAGCAUGGUGCCUGUAGCCACACUGAUGACGAUGGCAAUGUUGCUGCUGCGAACGCUUUGGAGAGUGACCCAGCAUUGCAUGUCCUUAACACUUUCAAUGAGAUUUGGGGCGUUGGAGCUAAGACAGCUAGGGAUUUCUAUUAUCAUCGAGGGUGGAGGGAUAUUGAUGACAUUGUGGAGCAUGGUUGGAACUCGCUCUCUCGCGUGCAGCAGAUUGGGGUCAAGUUCAAUGAUGAAUUUAAAGCGGGAGUUUCGCGCUCUGAUUCUGAAAGUAUCGCUGCGAUUGUACAGCGUCAUGCAAACCGGGUGCGACCGGAAGCAAACGGUGAUGUGCAAGCGAUUUUGGUAGGCGGCUACCGACGUGGGAAACAGAACUGCGGCGACGUAGAUAUUAUACUCACUCAUCGUGAUGAUACAGUCACGCGGAGCCUGAUUGUUGAUGUCGUCGCUAGUCUUGAGACGGAGCAGUACAUCACUCAUACGCUUUCCUUGCAUCUAACCUCAACGCUUCGUGAGCAGCAAACCACACCAUUUCGAGGCGAUGAAACAGGGAAGCAUUUUGAUACACUCGACAAGGCGUUGGUUGUUUGGCAAGACCCACACUUUGACCAAAGCUCUUCAGGUGGUCAAGAUUCCAGUCGAAAGCGAAACCCCAACCCCCACCAUCGUGUCGACAUCAUUAUAUCUCCCUGGAGGACCAUUGGCUGCGCCGUCCUUGGCUGGUCCGGCGAUACGACCUUUCAGCGAGACCUGAGACGCUAUGCAAAGAAGGCUCAUGAUUGGAAAUUCGAUUCCAGUGGGAUACGGGAGCGCACUGCAGGGGGUCAAGUUGUGGACCUAGAGCACGAUGGCGCCACCUGGGAAGAUAGAGAAAGACUUAUAAUGGAGCGACUGGGGGUUGGAUGGAGGCCAGCUGAAGAGCGAUGCUCACGAUGA